CCGCUUCCCGACGCGGGCCCGGCCCGGCCUCUAGGGCCUUGCCCGGGGCGGCUCCUCCGCAGGCCCGGCCGCGCCCGGCCGCGCCUGCUCGGUGGUGAGCGGCCAUGGCGGGGCUGGAGCCGCUCUACGCCUUGGCCCGGGCCGCCAUCUCCCGCCCGCAGGACGCGCUGAUCUGUGGCGUCCACUGGGAGCUGGUCCGGCAUGGCUACCGCUGCCUCGGCGCUGGCGACCAGCCAGGUCCUGAUGAAAGGAAGUCGGAGCUGCUGCCCAACGGCUGGGAGGCCAACAAGGAGGUGUAUACGCUGCGCUACAAGUCCACAGACGAUGCCCGUGAGCUGCUGCUGAAGGCCAUCAUGGUAGAAGACAGCAUGAUCCUCAACGUCAUGGAUCGCAGUUCUCAGAAGGUGGCAGAUGUGACCUUGGCAGUGGCCGACUACAUCAACCCAGAGCACCUGGAUGAUUUCCACAAGGUGUACAAGAACACUGAGGAGCUGAGGACAAGGAUUGCUUCGGGCAUCAUCGCUCCCCUCAGUGGCCCUGCAGAAAAGGCCAAAAAGGAGCCCGAGGCUGAGAAGGAUGAUGACUUGCCCCAGGAUUACGACCCCCUCAGGGUUCCUCCUCGGCAGCCGCCAGGGGCGAGAGCACCAUCCUGGCCUUCCCCCUUGAGUCCCUUCGCUGUUGGUGGGGAAGACCUGGACCCUCUUGGGGGUCGGAGUGGGGGAAUGAUCAUGGAUCCUCUCCGGUCGAGCUUCCCACGGCCCGGCAUUGACCCCUCGUCGGGCAUCCCAGGCCGGCUGCCCCCAGGAGCAGUUCCACCAGGCGCCAGAUUCGACCCCUUUGGCCCAUUAGGGGCUGGUAGAUCUGGGCCAGAUCCUGACCACCUUCCCCCUCCAGGCUAUGAUGACAUGUUCAUGUGAGGAGUCACCACAUGGCUUCUCCCAGCUGCGGCCACAGCAGUCUCCUGGGAAGCAAGGGACACUUUCCCCUUUUCGCUCCCCGUUUGGUGGACUUCGAUCUUUUCAGCAGUGUUUUUCUUCUCCCCAGUCGGGGCCACCUUCCUGUGUCAGACCAGCUAUAAAGGCUUCCCUGUGUGCAGAGCAGAGGAGGAGGCAGUAGGUCCAUUUCUUUCCGUGCUCCUCUGAGGGUGCCUGGCCAUUUGCACCCAGCUGAAGUGGUCCUGCCCCACGUGAGGUGGCAGCGUGGGGUGCAUCCUGGUGGUCUGAGGACAGCCCAGGUGCUGUGGGGUUUCCUUUGCGUCUCUGGGGUGGCACCGCUUUCGCUGCUGGCGUUAGACGAGCGGUCGGUGCUGAGGAGGGAGCUGGCUUCUUGCCACUCCUGUGCUGGGGAACUGCAGUUGCCUGGCUGGAGGGAGCAGCCAGAGCUCCCCUUGCAGAGAUGGUUUCUCUCUUGCUCUUUAUCCAAGAGAAGGGUCGAUCAGCGUGAAGGGCUAGAAGGCCUGUCCCAUGGGGUCUCUAGGCACAGACCCCCUGGCAGAAGCCGAGGUCGGCUUCCACAUGGCUGUGCCCAUUGGCUUUCAAGACCAGCAACAGCUUUAACAUGCAUGAGAAGAGACAUAUAUUGAAUUCCUGACCCCCCUUUUGCCCCCUGUCUUCCCUGCAGCUGUGGUUUUUCAUUCCUGGGGGGCACACAAAGCCCUGCAGGCAGCACGGUGAGGGCUGCCCGCCAGGCACCGCGUGGGGCUGGGGUAGGAGGGAGGAUGCUUGGUACCCGGGUGACCUGAUGGGUCUGGUGUUGGCUCUCCAGGCACGGCAGAGCUGGAGCCUAACACUGAGCUGGGACCCUCCUGGGGGUGUGCACGGGGGGGCUCGCUGGGCUGUGGGAUUUGCUUCGCAGAAGGGGUUUAUAGGAACAUGUUUCCCUCCCGUCAGUCCUGUUGCACAAGGCUGGUGAGGCUUUUCCUGGCUGAACGCUGCCGGGCGGCUCCUGGGGGGGGGACGGGUGAGAUCUGUGUGGUUCAGCCUCCUGAGCUUUCUGGAAACCCCCUCCCUUUCCCCGCAACUCCCCCUGGGUCAGUUAAUUUGGGGGCUGUCCCAUCAGGGAUUCAACGCUAUUGCUUUCUUCUCAUGGUUUGACUUCUUGGAAGGACGUUCAUGAGAUUGAAAUAAAAACCUGACAAC
This is a messenger RNA of Calidris pugnax (ruff), 2138 nucleotides long. It is a transcript of the gene PSMF1, whose product is annotated as proteasome inhibitor subunit 1. Gene Ontology annotation, molecular function: endopeptidase inhibitor activity; proteasome binding. NCBI's taxonomy places the organism in Eukaryota, Metazoa, Chordata, Aves, Charadriiformes, Scolopacidae. The transcript is spliced from 7 exons. The record is from RefSeq and is a predicted model, not a curated record. Gene Ontology annotation, biological process: proteasome-mediated ubiquitin-dependent protein catabolic process. Bases 105 to 917 code for a protein of 270 amino acids.